Molecule: messenger RNA, 677 nt
Organism: Cataglyphis hispanica
Lineage: Eukaryota; Metazoa; Arthropoda; Insecta; Hymenoptera; Formicidae
Gene: RpL9
Product: 60S ribosomal protein L9
Exons: 4
Coding region: 75-647 (190 amino acids)
Biological process (GO): cytoplasmic translation
Cellular component (GO): cytosolic large ribosomal subunit; ribosome
Molecular function (GO): rRNA binding; structural constituent of ribosome
Source: RefSeq, a predicted model, not a curated record
AUUUUCAUCGGAACUGGUAGAUGGGUCUUCGCUCUUUAUAAUUCUUUUCCGGUUAUCGAGUGACGUGCUUCAGAAUGAAGCAGAUUGUUACCAAUCAAACAGUUAAAAUCCCAGAGGGAUUAAAUGUUACAGUCAAGUCUCGUCUGGUGACUGUAAAAGGUCCACGAGGUGUUUUGAAACGAUCCUUCAAACAUCUUGCACUUGAUAUUCGAAUGAUAAGUCCGAGAUUAUUGAAAGUUGAAAAAUGGUUUGGUACAAAGAAAGAACUAGCUGCUGUUCGUACCGUAUGUUCUCAUAUUGAGAACAUGCUUAAAGGUGUCACGAAAGGCUAUCAAUAUAAAAUGCGAGCUGUGUACGCCCAUUUCCCAAUUAACUGUGUGACUACAGAGAAUAACACAGUUAUUGAAAUUCGUAACUUUUUGGGUGAAAAAUACAUACGGCGGGUUAAAAUGGCACCAGGUGUAACUGUUACGAAUUCUGGUAAACAAAAGGACGAAUUGAUUAUAGAAGGAAAUUCGUUGGAAGAUGUAUCUCGUUCAGCUGCCCUCAUACAACAGUCAACGACUGUGAAAAAUAAGGAUAUAAGAAAGUUUUUGGAUGGCUUAUAUGUAUCAGAAAAAACAACAGUUGUAUUAGAUGAUGAAUAAAUUCCUCAUCUAAUUACAUCUAAACAAUAA